This is a messenger RNA of Cynara cardunculus var. scolymus (artichoke), 779 nucleotides long. Its product is annotated as protein PLASTID REDOX INSENSITIVE 2, chloroplastic. NCBI's taxonomy places the organism in Eukaryota, Viridiplantae, Streptophyta, Magnoliopsida, Asterales, Asteraceae. The transcript is spliced from 3 exons. The record is from RefSeq and is a predicted model, not a curated record. Bases 42 to 566 code for a protein of 174 amino acids. Gene Ontology annotation, biological process: regulation of gene expression.
AGAAAAGGUUCUGGAUUUGGAUAACACAUACGGAGACAGAGAUGGCGUCGGCCUCUUCUCUCAUAAUCUCUUCAACAAUCCCACUUUCAUCUUCUUCAAAAUGGGUUUCAAUUCCCAUGUCCUUUUACCUAAAUAACAAUUGCUGUAAUCGAUUCAGUUUCCGUAAAACCACCUCUACGGUUUCCGUAAACCCCUUACGCCCCACUUCAAGAAACCCUAAAACCCUAGUUGUUAAAGCUGCUGAAUACAAAUUUCCAGACCCAAUUCCCGAAUUUGCUGAAGCUGAGACCGAGAAAUUUAAGAGUCAUCUCAUCGAGAAACUAUCAAAGAAGGACGUAUUUGAAGAUUCUGUUGAUGAAGUGGUUGAAGUCUGUACUGAGAUCUUUGCAAAAUUCAUGCAUGAGGAAUACGGUGGCCCGGGAACUCUCAUGGUUGAUCCUUUUUGGGAGAUGGCUGAUACCAUUAACCAGGGUGAAUUGCCUGGAGGGCCGCAAGCGGCUCGUGCUGCAGUUAAAUGGGCACAAGAUCACGUUGAUAACGACUGGAAAGAAUGGAAUGGCAAUUAACACAACAGCAACCGUGGUCUUUCAUGGCAGCUUGAUCAUAUCUACUGUUACACAAGUAGUCAGAUUGAUGUCCAAGAGGUACCAAGUGGCAACAAAUGCACAAAUCCUGUGCCAAAGUUAAUGAGAUAGCCUAUUGUAGAAGUUCCAUAUUUUUGUAAUGUAGGUCACUGAACAAGUUUUUUGCCUAAUAGAUCAGGUUUACUAUUUGAGGUA